CAGGUGGUUCAAAGCGGCGUAGGCCAUGGUGCAGCUCCGGCCGCGCGCGUCCCGUACUCCGGCAUCGGCCGAGGCGAUGGUGGACGAGGGCCAGCCGGCCUCGGAGGAAGAGGCGGAGCACGGCCUGUUGCUCGGGCAGCCCAGCAGCGGCGCGGCCGCUGAGCCGCUGGAGGAAGACGAGGAAGGGGACGAUGAGUUUGACGACGAGGCCCCGGAGGAGCUGACUUUCGCCAGAGCCCAGGAGGAGGCGAGAGAAGAGGAGCGGCGAGUGAGAGAGACCGUGCGCAGGGAUAAAACGCUCCUGAAGGAGAAGAGGAAGCGGCGCGAGGAGCUGUUCAUCGAACAAAAGAAAAGAAAACUCCUUCCAGAUACUAUUCUAGAGAAGUUAACUACAGCUUCACAAACUAACUUAAAGGAAUCGCCAAGAAAGUUGAAAGAAGUUAAUUUUCAAAAGAAAAAUGAGGAGUGUGAAAAAGGAAGCCAUUCCAAGAAAGUUAAAGAAAAAGUGCAAAAAGUACAGUCUGUCAGCCAGAACAAAAGCUACUUGGCUCUAAGGCUGAAAGACCAAGAUCUGAGAGAUUCAAGGCAACAAGCAGCCAAAGCCUUCAUACAUAAUUCUUUAUAUGGUCCAGGAACCAACAGAACUACUGUAAAUAAGUUCCUGUCUCUUGCCAACAAGAGGUUACCAGUGAAAAAGGCCGCAGCCCAGUUUUUGAAUAAUUCUUGGGGAACCCAAAAUAAACAAAAUGCCAAGAGGUUUAAAAGACGGUGGAUGAUCAGAAAGAUGAAAACUUCUAAAAUGUAAAUUGAAGCUAAAUGAAGAAUCUGUACUUUGUAUGUAUAGAAUUUAAAGUUACUUUAUUUACAGGAUCAUUUUCUCUGAAAAAGCUAAUAAAUCAUUUUCAAGGGUCAUUAUAAAAAUCAUAAAUCUAUUUGUCUGAGGAAAUGCUCGCUCACAUUUCAUUGCUCUGGAGUACAAAUCGUGCCUUGUAGUCUUUAAGGGUCCUGGAAGAAAAAGCAGUUUAAAAGGAAUGUUUUCCUUUCUUUUUAUUCACUUAGUUGAAUACAAGCUGAAUACAAGCAAUACUUACACCGGUCACAGCACCUCUUCUACCCCCCUGUCCCCACCCCAUGGUGUGUGGCAGGAAUGACGGAGAAUAAGAAGAAAUGGACAUCUAGGAAAAGUUUUUUUUACCUACCUGCUGCUCUCAGAUGUUUUAGUCUCUCAGAUAUUUUGGUGCUAUUGGUGAGAUUUUGUUUCACAGACUUUUACUUUGUAAUAUUCUUCAAGGAGUACAAGAGAAGUCACGGAAAGAGUGCAAGUGUAGAUAAAUAUGUUCUCUUUAGAGAAGACUGAGUGAAGCCUCGGUGCACAAAAUAUAGUCAACUAGAACUUUUACCAGCCCAAAGAAUCAGGUUAAUCUGUUGAACAGCUUUUUAAGCCCUACUUUUAACCAGUUUUGGGGGUUUGCUUGACUGGCAGGUUUCAUAUGCCAUAUUAUGAUUAUGAAAAUAAGGAAGUUAAUUUCCUGUUGUCUUUCUGUGUUACCCACAAUAUCAAGUGAGACUCUAAUCCAGGGAGGCCAGUAAACUGAAAGCUAUUAAUCAUAAGAAGUAUACAGGUACCUAAUAUAUAAAUUCAAUUGACACUCUAGUAUCUGUAGAAGUAAAUUUUUAAUGGCUGGUUAAUUAUAUCACUACAUUUUUAUUGCAA
Messenger RNA from Cynocephalus volans (Philippine flying lemur), 1714 nucleotides. RefSeq names its product nucleolar protein 7 (gene NOL7). Gene Ontology annotation, cellular component: nucleus; nucleolus. Gene Ontology annotation, molecular function: RNA binding. The record is from RefSeq and is a predicted model, not a curated record. The transcript is spliced from 8 exons. Bases 26 to 805 code for a protein of 259 amino acids. NCBI's taxonomy places the organism in Eukaryota, Metazoa, Chordata, Mammalia, Dermoptera, Cynocephalidae.